Molecule: messenger RNA, 876 nt
Organism: Ananas comosus (pineapple)
Lineage: Eukaryota; Viridiplantae; Streptophyta; Magnoliopsida; Poales; Bromeliaceae
Product: AT-hook motif nuclear-localized protein 23-like
Exons: 1
Coding region: 1-876 (291 amino acids)
Cellular component (GO): nucleus
Molecular function (GO): minor groove of adenine-thymine-rich DNA binding; DNA-binding transcription factor activity
Source: RefSeq, a predicted model, not a curated record
AUGGCGGGUCUGGAUCUUGGCACGCACUACCUCCACCAGCACCAGCACCAGCACCAGCACCAGUUCCAACCUCUCCACCUCCACUCCGACCCUGCCGCGGCCGCCGAUGACAGCGGCAACCCCACCUCCUCCUCCCCGCCAAGCGGGGGCGACCCCUCGGCGGCUGCGGUGGGGGCAGGGUGCGGGGGGCGGCGGCCCCGCGGUCGCCCCCCGGGGUCGAAGAACAAGCCGAAGCCGCCGGUGAUCAUCACCCGCGAGAGCGCAAACACGCUGCGGGCGCACAUCCUCGAGGUGGCGGCCGGCUGCGACAUCUUCGACGCGCUGUCGGCCUACGCCCGCCGCCGCCAGCGCGGCGUCUGCGUGCUGUCCGCCGCCGGCUCCGUCACCAACGUCACUCUCCGCCAGCCCUCCUCCUCCUCCUCCCCCUCCCCCGCCGCCGCCGUCGCCACCCUCCCCGGCCGCUUCGACAUCCUCUCCCUUGCCGGCUCCUUUCUCCCCCCACCAGCCCCCCCGGGAGCCACCGCCCUCGCCGCCUUCCUCUCCGGCGGCCAAGGCCAAGUCGUCGGCGGCAGCAUCGUCGGCGCGCUCAUCGCCGCAGGCCCGGUGAUCGUCGUCGCCGCGUCGUUCACCAACGUCGCCUACGAGCGCCUCCCGCUCGACGAAACCGACGAGGCGGCGGUGCAGAACCAAGGAAUUGACGUCAACGGCAACGGCAACGGCAACGGCAACGGUAAUAAUAAUCCGUAUGGCGACCCUGCGGCAGUGGCUCCGCCUCUGCCGUUCUUCAUGGGGCCGCCGCAGAUGGCGGUGGACGGAGUGCACGUCGCGUGGCCUCCGUCGAACGCCGCCGCAGCACAUCGGCCACCGUACUCGUAG